Molecule: messenger RNA, 2762 nt
Organism: Chara braunii
Lineage: Eukaryota; Viridiplantae; Streptophyta; Charophyceae; Charales; Characeae
Source: the annotation of a GenBank genome assembly
GGGCGAGGACGUGGGCCGCAUGCCAAUUUUAUUUUAGAGAAUGACGGGCGAGAUAGGGUGAACGUGACCACCAGACACAGGACGCCGUCAUGGAAGUCGCUGGGGAUGGCCCGGGGAUGCCACAAGAAACUGAGGCACAUGAGCAAGAGAAAGUUUAUGGGAAACCUAGAGAAGAGGCUCCGGUAGACAAAGCUGCCUCGACGAAAAAGAAAUUCCGGUAUCAGAUCCCCAUUCUAACUAUGCCCGAGAUCGAUGAUACCCUUAGCAAGUUGCUAGGGACCAUGGUGUCGGUCUCUUUCCAAACCGUGUUGCAGGCAAGCCCCAGGCUCCUGAAAGGCCUUAGACAACUAUUGACAAGGCGAAGAAUAGAGGUAGAAGAAGGGUCGGAACAGCAGGAGGAAGAGAAGGAAGAGGAGGCACCAGGAGAAGUCGCCAACUUCCAAAGGAUCCCCGGGGCCCUGAAUGAGCUAGAGAAGGCCUUCGCAGACAUCCGGCUAAGCCUGCCAGACUGUGAAGGUGUUGCAGGAGAUAUGUUCCCCGCAAAAUGCGAACCGUACAUUGACGACAACCCAAUCAAAGGCGCACGGGACAAGGAUGAAACGAAAAUUCAGCCAGGGAUACGAAGAGGAAAAAAGAAAGUUGAAAGCGAAGAGGAUGAUGAUGAAGGUUAUGGUAAGAAGGGAGAUUCUUCUAGAUCUAGAAAGAAUGGAGGGGAUGGUGACAGAGGAAACAGAGAAAGAAGGAAGUAUGAUAACCGUCCUAAGCAGAGUUUUGUCUGCUACUAUUGUGGUGAAGGGGGUCACACUACCACCUAUUGCAGGCCUCUUGAGGAGGAUGUGAAGAGUGGGGUGGCAAAGAAGGAUGCUAUGGGUCAUGUCUGUGAUAGUUCAUGGAACAAGUUGGACCCAAGGCACCCAGGAGGUAUGAGAUUUCUCGCUCUUAAACAUGAUGAAAAAAUGAAGAAGAAGAUUAAGAGAAAAACUAAUGUGAAUGUUCAUUUUCUUAUUGAUGAGUUGCCUAAUGAGCUUGUGCAGGAAACAAGUGACCCUCAUACCGCGAUUGAGUUGUCUCUGCAAUCCUUAACAUUAAUAAAGGAUGCGUCUGAUGAGGUUUCUACAAGCAUAAUGCAAGGCGUUUUCAGGGUAUGCAAUCGACUGCUUGAGUUAUCACAGCUGAUUCUGACUUACGCAUUGCCAGCUGGAGACGUUAUGAAGUAACAGAUGCGGAAUUGGGCCAAGGAUUUCUACUGUGCGCAGCUUUACAAGCCCACCCUCUCAACUUAGACGUUAUGGUUGCGCAUCCAUGCCGGACAAACAUACACAUGGACAUAUUCAGUGGGCGAGAAGGUGCACAUGUUUACACUUUGCUCAGCUUGAAGAGAAGAUCCUUUCUUGUGAGAUUUCUUACCAGUGCGAGACCUUUUGACAUGGAACAAAAUUACACAUCAUUUCUGGCCAUGACUGAAGUCAGAUCUAAGACCAACAUGUAAGCUUUCCCAACGGAUGUAUCAUCUGGUACAACAUGGCUACUUACUGGCUACCUUUCCACAUCUUCUAUGCCAUGCCACAAGGAGCUAUUCGUGGAAGAAGAGCUGGUGUCAGAAGCAGGGCCACAGAUGGUUCUGGGUUGUGUUUACUGUGACUGUCCGGGUAUAGUUUGUGGUGUGCCAGAUAGAGGUGAAAUUGGCCUGGUAUAGUCUGGUUGAGUCCGUGCACCAUGGUCAUGCACUGUAGCUCACCUAUUGAACUGUGCGGUGUGUCCUCAUUUAUGUGUUGUAAGCAAGAGCCAGAGAACAAUGAGAGAACGGGGAGGCAAGGAUAAGGGAAGGUGCAAGGAGAUGUGUGGAAAGCUGGAAGCUGAGCAAGCACGUGAUUGGAGAAUGCGAGAUUGAAAGGGUAAGACUGACUGAUCAGUAACAAGAUGAUUCGUGAGGAGAAUGGGGUGGUUUUGGAGGCGCUACAGUCUUGGGUCUGACUGAUCAGUAACAAGAUGAUUCGUGAGGAGAAUGGGGUGGUUUUGGAGGCGCCACAGUCUUGGGUUGACUUGAACCAGAGGUAACUAGGAUUAGAUGAUUAGUGUUCUUGGUUUGACAUAGGGAACAUAAUCUCAUUUUCUACAAUCAACUGAAAGAGAGAUGUUGCGUUUGUGAAUGCUUUGUCAUUGCCGAACGGUCCUUCUUGCUUAUGCUUAAGCAUGUGGAGCUUGCCUCCAGAAGACGUGGGAUCUGGCCCGCUUGGGCUCCCACAUCUAAAGGGUGGUGAUUUCUGCAGGAGCUGAUCUCACGGCAGGCCUAACACUGGAACUGUUUUGCAAGAUAUACUCUGUGGCAGUCUCUUUCAAAUUUCGGACUGUGGAACCAAAACUUACCUGUAGCAAGAUAUACUCUGAAGGGUGUGGAAGUUGGGUCCAUAAUGCUCCAUAUGUCUCUGCCUCUCCUCAGAGGGCAGGCAAGAUUUUGUGAUGAUAAUCACAGGUCUGUAGCAAUAUGUGUCUUUUCAUACGAGUUUGAUUGCCACUUUUAUACUCCCGAGUUUGCGUGGACUGCUAGAUGUCAUUUGGCCUGACUAGAGCAAGCCGGAGGGGGAGGAGAGAAUUUUCACGCACACACACACACACACGCACACACACACAGAGGGGGGGUCGGUGCGUUCUUGCUGGAGGAGUCUACUGUCUUAGAUACGUUGUCUCUUAUCUUCUUCCUCCUCUUUGGCAGUGAUGCGAGUGUGUAGUUUGAGAUGAAUGUCCGGAAUGCCAAUCCUGUU